AUGGCGGCAGCCGCUGGUCAGGUCGCCGGCACCGUCGUCAAAAUCGCUAUCAGUUUGAUCGAAAAGGAACAGGCGGAUCAAGCCGCCGAAGAGCGCCAGAAUCAGAUCAUGAGCGCGUUGAACAACAUACAAGACACGCUCCAGUCCAUCCAGGUUCAACAAGAGCAGCUGACGGAUAUCGGGAUGCUGUUCUCUUCUCUCGCAAUAAUUGAGACCUGGCAGAAUGACUAUCCUAUUGCCGUCCAAAACAAUGAUACCAACGGGAUUAAGAGCUAUCUUCAUGCCUUUAAUAGCAAGGGUGCAGAAGGUGCUGCGUAUAAUGUCCAGAAUAUCUUCAAUGUUUUAACUGGGCAGGGUCAAGCAGCUUCUGGACAGUCUGGAGCAACCCCCCUCGUUCAAAUAUGGCAUGAUCAAAGCUAUGACAAGAUGUACGCCCAGUAUGCGUUCACUCUUAAGGACUACCUUGAUGACUUUGACAAGGCCCUCGGGUGGGCGUUCGGCAUGGCGGGUUUUGCUUUGGCAUGCCAGAUAAUCGCGUUACAAGACCUUGCAGACAAGACUACAACACACGAAGAGAUCCAAAGUGAAGUCGAGCAACUCACGAGUCAGUUUACUGCCAAUGUAAACGAGGUCUUCAAGACGGCGUAUAAACAAUUUCCGGCAUUUGUCAAGAAAUUCAAGCUCAGCUACCAAGACGAAGGGUCGAACCUGACCAAUUGGUUCAGAAUGUGGCGUAAUAAUUCCCACGUCAAGAACUACACGCCUAUAGCAGGCGGGCCACACGUGAUAAAUCCAUUGGAUGAGUUCCCCAACUCGGGCUACCCUGCGCAGGCUUUCGAGGUCUACCCAGCGCCAUGUGACGACGCUGAAGGUAUUUACCCUGAGGUAGAGUUCAGAUUUGACGAGACAAACCACCCGCUGAAGGGUCUCGCGACAAUUUACUCGCGAGAUGGCGAUCUACCCCUCCUGACGUACCUUAUUGAAGGGCGGAUGGGCUUGACGACGACGACGGAUCCAAGUUAUUGGGAUCCAGGGGUUGACACCAACGGAAUUCUAAACAUCCCCUUCAAUGUAUUGCCUGUGAGCACCAAGCAUUCGCACACUGAUGCUCCUGCAUUCGUCCUUUUAUUAAGUAAUGGUGUUAAUACCCAAGGAUGGCCUUGGGAUAUCGGGAGCGCUUCUCCUCUGGAGUAUUGGAUCUUACGCGACGAUGGAACUAUACAGUUGCCAUGGGUGAGAACAGAUGGUGGUCCGGCGCUGCCUCCUGGCCAGGCGCCAACGGCGCCUGGUCCUAAUCCAGUAGAUGAUGGGCAACAGCAAUCGCAGUGGAGACCUGAUCAAUUUGUUAGUUAA
Molecule: messenger RNA, 1353 nt
Organism: Fusarium oxysporum Fo47
Lineage: Eukaryota; Fungi; Ascomycota; Sordariomycetes; Hypocreales; Nectriaceae
Exons: 2
Coding region: 1-1353 (450 amino acids)
Source: RefSeq, a predicted model, not a curated record